Molecule: messenger RNA, 6461 nt
Organism: Exaiptasia diaphana
Lineage: Eukaryota; Metazoa; Cnidaria; Anthozoa; Actiniaria; Aiptasiidae
Product: C2 domain-containing protein 3
Exons: 29
Coding region: 74-6070 (1998 amino acids)
Biological process (GO): cilium assembly; centriole elongation
Cellular component (GO): centriolar satellite; centriole
Source: RefSeq, a predicted model, not a curated record
UGAUACUCAAGUCACAAGUUCUGAGAGCAGAUCAGGGGCUGCAGAAAGAGAACAAGACACUAGUAUACAAACAAUGAAUGCAGACUCUAGUACUGAUUGGAUAGGGGCUUUAUUAGAGAGAGGACAAAGARUACGCGAAGGUCUAGCCAUGUCAACACUACUGGACAACAAUSAAUCUGGAAGUUUUAUUGAACAUUUCAAUUCUCCAGACAGGCAUGUCCCUCCAGGUCGUCUAUUCAAAGAAAUACUACARAAAGACAACAAAUUUGACUUGAUGACAAAAACAUCACCUCUAAGCCCUGAUAAAGAUGGUGAAGAUAASGUGAUUGAUCUCUUGAUGGGUGAUCAACAUGAUUUCAUGGAUAACCUGUCUAUUCUGUCAGAUGUCAGUCAAGAGCUGAGUGAGUUAGGGGAUCCAAUAUAUGAUGAAUCAUUACUGAAGGAUCUUUUUUAUAAAUCACAACACAAUAUAUCAGRGGCAAGUGACCUUGAAGGAGAUUCCAUAAGUACAGAACUUGAUAGCACAUUAACUAAUGGUUCUUUAGAAGAAGAUAAAAUCAAAUCUACAAAGCARAGUUCACCAAAACAAAACAACAAGAAAAGGAAAAGUCAAAGUAAAAAGGCAAAAAUGAAAGAGUUYSCUYUAGAAAGUGAGGAAUCUGAACUAUCAUUAGAUCAUUCAACUGAAAUAUCAGAUGAAGGUGUUGUCACUUCGACAAUAUCAGCUGAGUCUUUGUGCAAAGAUGAUUUAAUUCAACAGCUUGGAGCUGAUAAACUGACUACAUUAGGCAGAGUAAACACUGCAAAGGUUAUUAUUGAUAAUAUGGAAUUAACAAURGCUGAUGGUUCAAAACAUGGCGAUAACAAGAAACCAAGAACAUACUUCGUAGAGUAUUACUUUCCAAUAGCUACUGUCAAGGAAACACACAAAGCUGCCAUGGCAACAGAGGUUACUAGAGUUGCUUCUAAGAAAACACAUGAAAAUGUUGUGUUGUUUAACCAUCGGUCAGUCUUCCCUGUAUCAUUUAAUGCAACUGUACUGGAGCACUGGAACAACAUAGGGAUGACAUUCAAGAUAUUUAAAAGAGACUCUGGACAAAGACAACCAAGUGAACUUGGUAUAGGUGUCUUCCCUUUAAAGCAUGUGUUAUUGUCAAAUAACCUGAGUCAUGAUGUGAAAGUUGACAUCAAAGAACAGRAUAGAAGCCAUGAUACUGAUUCAACAUAUGAUUCACACAGUCCUGGAAAGUCACAUAAAACUGCCAUUGUAGGAAGUCUUGAGGUUAAAAUUGAGCUAGCRGUUGAUGGCAAGGCAGUGCAAGUACCAACUGCAACUACUAACCAACAAAGUAUGUUGAGUACAACUAUGGUUACCAUGGUUUCUAGACCAGUUAUGAUCUCAWCCUCUCAGCCUCAAAAGAAUUUGUCUGAUGGAAAACCUCCUCUACCUCACACUUCAAGAUUGCAAAGUACCGUUAAACAGCAGCAAGAAGAACCUUGUGACUGGUUGACACUUCACUCAUUGRUAUGGAUACAAGAAGGAAAAGGCAUAACACUUGAACCUCACAGUAGUCAUGGCAACCAUAUUCCUGGAAUUGGUGGAAGAACAAACCUCUUCCUGGUAUCCCGUAUGUUCUGGUGUGAMGAGGUAUCAAAGUCACCAGUUUGUUGGGGAACAAACCAACCUCAGUUUGGUUUCAAACAGGUUUCUCCAGUGCUGCUUUCACCAACUCUUCUUCAAAGAACAUGUAACAAUUUUAUGGUGGUUGAAGUAUGGGACAAGGUUAUACCACAAGGAGAAAAGCUUGUUGGUAUUGUGAAACUACCCCUUCAUCAGCUAUACUUGUCCUAUAGAGAUCCCAAAAUUACCAAAACACUCAUUAAAUCAAAGUUUCCAAUUGUAUGUGUUGAUGAUAUGUUGCCAAUCAGUAAUCCAUUCACUGGUUCUUGUCAUGGAGAACUAAGAGUUCUGCUGGCUAUGGGCACUGAAGAACAGAUAUCAUCAUUGCUGGCUGUCAAAGAUGGUAAUGAUGCUGAUGAUAGACAUACAGAUGGCAGAGGAAGACUGGAGAACAGACCAUCACAUCAUCUUGACCAACAUAAACAGUCAAAUGACAAUAGAUCCAACUCUACUCCAAGGAACAUAUCUGCAAUAGAUCACCAUUUUGAGAUAACAGUAGGUGAUAUCAGAGGGUUAUCCAUCUUCAACAGUACAGUGUGGGGAGAAACUGAUUGUUAUAUUCAAUAUCAUUUCCCAAAUCAACACCAGAACAUUGAUCUUGACACUGAAGUUGCACCUGGACUAAAGAGGCACCAUACACCAACAACUCUGUGUGUACCAGAUCCAUCAUUCCAAGAUGUCAGUCAUCAUUCAUUUGUCCUWCCAUCUGGAACACCUGUCCAGAGAUAUCUAUUGGCUGCUUACAGUGGCUCUUGGACAAGUGUAUCAUCUGUACCWGGGUCAGGGGGYGUCCCUUUUGAAUUGUGGAGAAGAUAUUACUAUCCCAAUGUCAGGGAUCAACUUGUUGCCAAGGCCAGCCUCCCUGUUGCCAAGCUAUGUGCCAUGGUAACCAUGCAAAGACAAAGGAAGUCCAGUGUACAGACAUUCUCACUCCCUCUUAUGGUGUUACCAGAUAAUAAAGGGUCUGUUAAGCAAGACUCUGGUCUGUUAGAAAUUACUGUUAAGUAUCAUGCUACAAGAGUACAACCAGAUGAUGAUCAUGGUAGAAAUAAGAAUAUUGAUGACCAAGUGAAUCUAUCAAUUGAUGUCAUUAGAGCUUGUGGACUUAAGGAUGCUGCUAUGGCUCAUGCCCAGUCCAACCCUGACAUGUCCUAUCCAGCUGAUGUUGGUAUAAAUGCAUAUGUAWUAAUCAAGCUUCCUAUUGGUCGCAAGAAAAAGCAUGUGACACGCACAGUGGCAAGGACUUUUGCACCAGACUUUUCUCACCAUCUGAACAUCAUUGCACCAUUGCAGAUGUCCAGGCAGUCUCAUGAUGACCACAAUCUUGUCAGUCUUGCCGAGAAGCUGGAAAUGACAGAAGUUAUAUUUGAAUUAUGGCAUCAGCAUUCAAGAGGCAUUGGUGACAUUAGUUCAUAUGGUGAACAGCAUAGAAAACAUGAUGUAUUAAUGGGUGUUGUCACCAUACCUUUAUCAGAGCUCCUUGUCUCUAGAACAGGAAUUAGUGGCUGGUAUUCUAUUAAACCUGUUGAAACAGACAAGAGACAUGAUAAUACACUUGGAGGGCUUCAGCUGUCAAUCAAGUUUGAAGAGUCAGAAGAUAGAGAAGCAGUCAUACAUACUGGACGUAGCUUGGGAUGGAGUCCUCCUCCUGGGAUAGAGUAUGAUGAUGAUAAUCAACUGUUUGAUUUGGAAGAUGAGGAUUGUGAUGACUUUCCAAAGGGACUGGAGCUUAGUCUAAAGAUCAGCAGGGCAUGGGUACCAGCCUUGUUAAUUCAAGAUGCUCAUGGACAAUCUAACAAGGAUAUCAAYGGAUACAUCAGAUACAAAUUAUACGACAAAAGUCCUCUAUGCUCAAAGGUUGUCCCAUUUAGAACCACKAACAAGGAAGCAAGUAUUUUAGAGGUGAAACACUCCAAAAGUUUCUUUGUACCAGCAACUACUUCACUUGUUUGGUAUCUUAGAGAAGAARGUCUUGAAGCCCAGGUAUGGAUUAGAGGAAAGACAAGGAAGGAUAAAGAUGAUGUUGCRGUGCUGCCUGGACAAAGGGACAGACUGGUUGGUUCAGCAUUUAUUGACAUGUCGUCAUUAGUUGUGCCUGGCUUGAAACAUUCACAGAUAAGUGGUGUAUUUCCRUUAUUCAAGGCUGGUGCAGACACCUUGGGUGGAGCUAGAAUUCACGUUCAGUUAUCUUUAACUAAAGCAAAUAGUCAGUCAUCAGACACACAAAUGUGUGAACAAGAUGAGGUCAAUGACACUUUGAGUUCUGAUGAUUAUCCCAGCACCAAAGGGUUUGUUGACAAUGAUAGUACAUCAUUSAAGUCAAGUUCUGAUCAACAGCCCAUUGAUACUGCACCACAAACCCCUCCCAGGUCAACAACCUCACCACCAGAUGAUUCAUUUGCUGCYCAUGUUAUUAUACAAGAAGCUCAUCAUUUGCCAACAGUGCCUGACAGUAAUGGUGACAGAAUACCACCAAAUGUCUAUGUCACAUACCAAGUAUCAGUAUCUUCACAAACUAUUAGUACACCAGUACUUAAGACAACUACAAAACCUGCCUGGGAAUUCCAAAAGRUAGAACAUCUUCCUUUAUCAACACUUAAAACACAAAAUCUUGUGUUUAAAGUAUGGCACCGAGCAGAUCAACAGCGGAAUCAUGAAUCCAACAACCACCAAGAGUUGACCAAGUCUGUUUCCAGGAAAAGUGAUAGUUCUGAUGAUUAUUGUCUUGGUUUUGCCAGUGUUGACCUGGCACCUCUUGCUGCAGGAUUAAGACAACUUAUAGGAUGGUAUAACAUCACUGAUUUCAAUGGACAAUGCAAGGGACAAAUUAAGGUUGGAGUUGUGCCUCUUGCUCCUGUGUCACCCAGUCGAUGUCUCUCAAGGUCAAYAUUGCAUGUCAGCCCACCUGUCGUCCAGGCAGACAAGCCUUUGAUGUCAAGACUGUCUAGUGUUGUUCCAUCAUUCAUGGGAAGUAUAGCUCAUCCCAGUCAGCCUGAUGCAGACCUGGSAGGAAUUCAGUACCACAAAGACACUGCUGCAAAUGAACAUCAAGAAUUACCAACAUCUACCACCUCCUCAUUCCUCUUUAGACAAUUAAGGCAAAAUAUGCAAGAUCUUGAACACUUACAAAAAGGUUUACAAGCUAAAUUAAGUGGGAUGAGACCUACUUAUUACAACAAGGAAGACUACCCUAACCAGCACAUGGAAGAGAUGUCUCCUCAUAAUCUCCACAAGCCCAGUACAACAGCUUCUGAUACCAGACAAACUACUAAUGACAAGUCUUGCAGGGCUUCUACUUGUGAAUAUAGUGAGCAACAUAUACCAAAACAUACUCAACCAUCUAAUGACAUUGAGGAAAAUAGGAUUACUGAAAAUAUAAAACAAUCAAAACCAGAGAGCAAUUGUGAAAAGAGAGAAGAGUUUAGUGAAAGAGAUCCYUCAUUGGAGAACAUAUGUGAUCAAAAUCAACACAAAACUGUUGUAUCCAGUAUCAGUGAAAAUCAUAUUUUAGAYACACAAGAAAACGUUGAACAAGGGAAUUCCUCUUACAACAAAGACAAUCAGUUUGAUACUCAUGUUGAAAAUGAUGCUGGCAGAGAAAUGAUUACAAAUGAYAGUAAUGUGAGCCAUGACUCUGAUUCGUUAGAAGAAGUUAGCUUGUGUGACAAGCCCUAUGCUCAAGAAUUUGAUAGCUGGCUUAGUAGUGAAGAGGACAAAAAGUCACCGGUUACUGCAUUAGCCUUCACAUUACCUGACAAUGAACCAGAUAUCCAACAACAAAAACAUUCCACUAUUGCAGGAAAGAUAAAUGAAAUGUCUUCCACUUCUGGUAGUGUUGAUGAUGUUGAAUGUGAUGAUCAAAGUGAGUCUGAAAUCAUUGAAGCUAUUAAUUUAUUUACUGAAAAUCCAAGAAAACAUAUUGACAUUGAUGAAUACCUGGGAGCUAGUAUUGURGAUGAUCAACCUGAAGAUCCUUGUAGUGAUUAUGAAUUAAARACCASUACAAUCAGUCCUAACAACAACAAUCAACAASAAAGUGCACAAUUUGCAAACCAUUGUCUCAAAGACACAACUCAAGAUGUCAGUAAUCAAAGCAAAGCAAAAGAUGUUAKCAUGCCAAAUUUCUUUAUGRCUACACAAGAGCUGGAAAACUCUAUGAGAGCCCUUAGACUUGGUGCCAAAUUAGGCUAUCCACAUGGGUUAGCUAGUAGUCUUCCACAAUCCAAACUGCUUGAGAGAACUUAUAAAAGUCAAGAUGACAAAAACAAAGGAAUCCUCAAUCAAUAUUCUCAAAGGAAACUCAUAUAUAAAGUCAAGCAAGAUAUGCAGCCACCUUUAUCUAGUAUUGAGAUAGAUAGAAUAGCAAGAAUAUUUUCUUCAAAAGAUUAAUAACACUGUAUAAUAGUAUGUCAUGCAGAUAAUGACAAAGUUGUUACAUAUUWUGUAUAUAUUGAAAUGUAAAUUUAUGUUUAAUAAUAUUCAUACCUACUGGUGUUAUUAUUAUAUUCAUUCAAACCACAUGAAACAUUGUUCACCAGGGGCUCAAUUCCACACUGUAUGGAUAGUCGAUUCAUGAAAUGUCAUUAGCCGAGCAUAUAUGAUACAUCGAUUAUCUGUUCAAUCAAGUUCAUAUUGUGAAAUGCCACUGGGUACAUAAUCGAUUAAAGUCCACGCCAUAUCGAGUGUUUACCCGUAAACACGAUGGUUAAUUUUGAAAUUAAACCGGAUGUAUGCAGGCUAGUGUUUAUUUGCCAUGUAAUAAAUCUAGGGUUAUUUCUUC